AUGUGCCCAGAACCCUCAGAAUCGGACCGAAUAACUUACGAAGAGGCACGCAACGGAGCGGCUGCGUAUCUGCAAUCACGGCUUUCAGCAAAAAACGAAGAAGCAGACAAAGACUUUGAAAUACCAGUCAUCAAUCUCGAACCAUCAUUCUCCGACUCCCUUUCCGACCGUCAGAAAGUCGCAGACCAAAUUCGCAAAGCAUGCACAACAUCCGGUUUCUUCUACAUUACCAACCACCGCAUCCCAAAGUCUGCUUGCGACGGCAUCUUGCACCAAGCCAAGCGUUUCAUGAAAGAACUACCACUUGAAAAGAAAGAAGAAUUGCAUUUGAAGCACAACAAAUUCGGAUUAGGCUGGGAACCCAGCGAAUACACCUCCAUCGCCGGCGACAAGGAAGAAAAGGAAGUCUUCAACUUUGCCUACGAAGCCGACCUCGAUCCCACCGGCGGCGACGGCCAGUACAAGAAUCUCGAUGGAUCAACCGGCAACGCGAACAUGUGGCCCAAAGAAGAAGAUUUACCCGGAUUUUACCGUGAAGUAAAAGAAUACUACGGAAACGUCCUAAGCCUAGCCCGCCACCUCUUCCGCCUCUUCGCCCUCUCCCUCUCCCUCCCAGAAUCCCACUUCGACCCUCUAACCACGCACCCAGGCGGCAUCGCCCGCUUGCUCUACUACCCCCCUCCUUCCUCUCCCCUCCCUUCCUCCUCCUCCUCCUCUCCUUCCUCAGACGAAACCUCCCAAAUCGGACUCGGCGCCCACUCCGACUACGAAUGCUUCACCCUGCUCCUCCCUUCCUUCGUCCCCGGUCUCGAAAUCCUCAAACCCUCCGGUACGUGGUACAUUGCGCCCCAUUUCCCCAACACCCUCAUAGUAAAUGUCGCGGAUUUCUUGAUGAGGUGGACGAAUGGGAUGUAUAAGAGUACGGUGCAUCGGGUUGUGAAUAGGGGGACUGAGGAGAGGUAUAGUGUGCCGUUCUUCUUUUCGGUUAAUUAUGAUGUUGUUGUUGAGACGUUGCCCGGGUGUAAGAAGGAGGGAGAGGGGGAAGGGGAGUGGAAGCCGGUGAGGGCCGGGGAGUAUAUUUUGGAGCGGUUGAGGAGUACGGUUGGGUAUGGGAAGGGGUUCGAGGUUGGAAAGGGAGAUUAG
Molecule: messenger RNA, 1143 nt
Organism: Bipolaris oryzae ATCC 44560
Lineage: Eukaryota; Fungi; Ascomycota; Dothideomycetes; Pleosporales; Pleosporaceae
Exons: 2
Coding region: 1-1143 (380 amino acids)
Molecular function (GO): dioxygenase activity
Source: RefSeq, a predicted model, not a curated record